CAUUUAUUCAGUUCCUCACCAAUUGUUCCUGAAUACAUCAACGAAAGUCUCAACAUCUCCUAUUGGCCGCACAUGGUCGACUCGGUCUAUCUCUGCCAGCAGAGAUGCCGCAUCAAGAUGGCCCAACGGCCGACGACUGGCCCGAAGAGCAGUUCGCCCGACAAACCACCAACAGCACCGGUCAUGGGCGGACUCCUCGGCGUGCGCAUUAUCGUGAGAGGGGACUCAACACUGGAGUCCGGGUAAUGGACAAUGGCCGCCUGGACAUCAAGAUCCGCGAACGCAAACCCUGGGUAUCAAAAAUCAUCAAACACCUCCAACAGCAACCCGAACCGCUCCGCGAAGAGCGCAAACCAUCUGUCUGCCUCAUCGAAGACGGGAAACCCCCCUGCGCCCUAAAACUCAACAUUGUCAUCCAAGUCGUCGGCUCCCGCGGCGACGUUCAACCCUUCCUUGCGCUGGGCAAAGUCCUCAAAUCCCACGGUCACCGCGUUCGUCUCGCCACCCAUCUCGCCUUUCGUGAAUCGAUUGAGCAUGCGGGUCUCGAGUUCUUCGAUAUCGGCGGUGAUCCGGCCGAGUUGAUGGCGUUUAUGGUGCGGAAUCCGGGCUUGAUGCCGCAUAUGAGUACCUUGCGUAGUGGAGCUAUCCCGCGCCGGAGACGCGAAAUGAAGGCCAUCUUCUCGGGAUGUUGGCGCUCGUGCUAUGAGACGGGCGAUGGGACUGGAAUGCAUCAUAUUCCGGACGAUCCGUGGAGUGAGACGGCGGAUUAUCGUACGAUGCCGUUCGUGGCGGAUGCUAUUAUUGCGAAUCCGCCGACUUUUGUGCAUUUGAGCUGUGCUGAGAAGCUGGGUAUUCCAUUGAAUAUGAUGUUUACAAUGCCCUGGUCGGCAACACAGUCUUUUCCUCAUCCGCUGGCGACUAUCCGCACAAAGAACACGAAGCCCUCCGCCGCUAAUUUUGCUUCGUAUGCCAUUGUUGAGAUCCUCAUGUGGGAGGGCCUGGGAGAUCUAAUCAAUUCUUUCCGAAAGCGCGAUCUCGGGCUGGACCCUUUAGACGCUAUUCGGGCACCGAGUAUCGCACACCGAUUGCGCAUUCCAUACACUUAUCUCUGGUCACCAGCCCUCCUCCCCAAACCCGGAGACUGGGGAGACAAUAUAGACAUUACCGGCUUCUCAUUCCUGUCUACCGCCUCAGACUACACACCCCCCGACGAUCUAGCCAACUUCCUCGAAUCCGGCCCUCCUCCGAUUUACGUCGGCUUUGGCUCCAUCGUCGUAGACAACCCGGGCUCACUAACGAAGAAAGUCUUCCAAGCCAUCCGCGACAGCGGGCAACGGGCGGUUGUCUCCAAAGGAUGGGGUAACCUCGGAGCAGACGAAGACGAAAUCCCAGAGAACAUCUUCAUGAUCGACAAAUGUCCACACGACUGGCUCUUCCAGCACGUGUCCUGCGUUAUCCAUCACGGAGGAGCGGGCACCACAGCCGCCGGGCUAGUACUGGGUCGUCCGACCAUCAUCAUCCCGUUUUUUGGCGAUCAGCCGUUCUGGGGCUCGAUCGUGGCUCGCGCUGGCGCUGGCCCGCUGCCUAUCCCGCAUAAGCAGCUAACGGCGGAGAAGCUAACGAAAGCGAUCAAACAGGCUCUCGAGCCAGAGACGUUAGAAAAGGCGAAAGAAAUAGGAAGAGAUAUGCGUAAGGAGCGGGGGGUGCAAAAUGCCGCUGCUAGCUUUUAUCAACACCUGGAUGUGCAGACUAUGCGGUGCUCUCUCUGUCCAAAUCGGCCGGCUGUAUGGUGGGUGAAGCAUUCGCAUAUCAAGCUGAGCACAUUUGCUGCGGCGGUGUUGGUGGAGACUGGUUUGAUUAGUCCACGGAAUGUUGUCCUAUAUCGUUCACGCGAAUACGACACCAAUCGAGAUCCUAGGGGACCAUUGUCAGCCGGGGCAGAGGUUCUCUAUGGCAUCGUCUCGGGUUUCGUCACCAGCAUCGCGGAGGCGCCUAGCGGAAUGCGAGGCAUAUUCUCGACAACACAUGAACGUCGACUCCAUCACAAACAUGAUUGGAAGAAAGGGCUUCAUCCUUCCUAUCUCGAUAAAUCGUCCUCUCACCGGCACCGCCGUGGGCGAACAGAGACGUCUCUCGAUUCGGGUGUCGGGGCUGAUGUGAUCCCCAAUGGUGACAACCAACGUUCAGUAUCGGCGGAUCAGAACCAAUUUGAGAAUGGUGAGCGCGAGCAACCCUCCUUCAACGAGAACCCUCGAGGUUCAAUCGAAUCCGACGAAGCCUAUCAUUCCGCUGGGGAAGAUAUCAACCGAGAUCAGGCUAUUCCCGACCGACAGCAAAAUGGAGACGGAGCCACCAACAGCCCCAGCGGUGGUGAUGAAUCAUCCAGCCCGCACACAAGCAGCUCUGACACCGAGACGUUCGACACAACGGAUGAUGAUAUGGGCGCAGAGCUUGAUCUCGAGCGAACCAUUACUCGUUUGCGAACGAGGGAAAUGUCUCAUACAAAGGAGAUCCUAGCUGAGACGUCGUAUCAUAGCGCCCGUGCGACAAAGCAUGUUGCGAACUGGCUUAUUAAAUUGCCUACGGAUCUGACUUUGAGUCUGACGAAGGGGUUUCACAAUGCCCCCAAACUGUAUCAUGAUACCUUGGUGGAGGAUUCGCCACGAGUGCUUGGAGUGAGGAGCGGGUUCCGCGCUGCUGGAACGGAAUUCACGCAUGGAUUCUACAACGGCAUUACCGGACUCGUCACACAACCUGUGGUCGGGAUAGAAAAGUCCGGUGCAAGGGGAUUGCUGACGGGUAUUGGGAAGGGCAUAGGUGGUGUCUUUUUCAAACCCACUGCUGGCCUCUGGGGUUUGGCAGGCUACCCACUAGAAGGGAUGCACAAGAGUCUCCGCAACUCGCUCUCGAAGAGCAAGACGAAAGAUAUACUAGCUUCGCGUAUGCAGCAGGGUAUUGAGGAGAUGUGUGCGGCUACAACGCAAGAACGAUCUGCGGUGAUCCAGAAGUGGCACGAGUUGCAGAGGGCGGGGCUGGGACAUAUGAGUGAGCGCGAGCAUGAGCAUGGGCAUCAUGGUUCGUAGGCAGAUAUACCCAAUGUAUUAUUAUUAUUAUUAUUUUGCUAUUUUCUCCGUGUGAUGUACAUUCACGUUCUUGGUGUAUAGCUAUGUAAAACAAAUGUAUACUAGGUGUCUAUGGC
Messenger RNA from Aspergillus vadensis CBS 113365, 3199 nucleotides. RefSeq names its product putative UDP-glucose,sterol transferase. Gene Ontology annotation, molecular function: hexosyltransferase activity; UDP-glycosyltransferase activity. The record is from RefSeq and is a predicted model, not a curated record. The transcript has 6 exons. Lineage: Eukaryota; Fungi; Ascomycota; Eurotiomycetes; Eurotiales; Aspergillaceae. Gene Ontology annotation, biological process: carbohydrate metabolic process. The coding region runs from base 105 to 3083 and encodes 992 amino acids.